Messenger RNA from Oncorhynchus keta (chum salmon), 2642 nucleotides. RefSeq names its product taste receptor type 1 member 1. Gene Ontology annotation, molecular function: G protein-coupled receptor activity. Gene Ontology annotation, biological process: G protein-coupled receptor signaling pathway. The transcript is spliced from 6 exons. Bases 10 to 2469 code for a protein of 819 amino acids. NCBI's taxonomy places the organism in Eukaryota, Metazoa, Chordata, Actinopteri, Salmoniformes, Salmonidae. The record is from RefSeq and is a predicted model, not a curated record. Gene Ontology annotation, cellular component: membrane.
UUGCUGGUAAUGCUGGGGUCUUUUCAGCAUGGCUUACCUGAAUCAUAUUCUUGCUCGGCCUCUGAGUUUAAACUAGAUGGAGAAUACAUACUGGGAGGCCUUUUCGACAUUCAUCAUCGCAACAGCUCAGUUGUUUACAACCGACCGGUGAUUGUGGAUUGCUCUCGACAGUCGUUUACCUUGUCAAGUUAUCGGAUGUUUCAGGUGAUGAGGUUCGCUGUACAAGAGAUCAAUAACUCCAGCCUCAUCCUGCCCAAUGUAUCGCUCGGCUAUGAGAUAUUCGACCACUGCUCAGACAAAUUCAACUUUCAGGCCAUCUUAAAUAUGAUCUCCAGAAAUGGAUCAAUUCAAGUUCUGAGGUGCGUCAACGAGUAUCUGUCCAAAGUCAUAGCUGUGGCCGGUCCAUUUAGAAGCAUGGAGUCUAUGACUGUUGCUCCCAUGUUUGCGAUGAAUCUAAUUCCCAUGGUAAAUUAUGGGUCCUCCAGUUCUGUUUUAAGCGACAAGUGGAAAUAUCCCUCAUUCCUGCGAACCACAGCUAGUAACAAAGACUUAAUACAUCUGAUCAUUCUGAUUAUACAGCACUUUAAUUGGAACUGGGUUGCAUUUGUCAGCAGCGGCGAUGAGAACAGCCAAAAUGGCCUCCAGCUGUUCAAAAGCAAGCUGAAAGACACAAAGAUCUGCUUGGCUUAUGCAAAAGAGCUCAACGAAAUGUCUGAUCACUAUGAAAUACUUCAACAGUUAGAGGGUCUUAGCAUAGAGGUCAUUAUAGUUUUUGCCGGGCAGAGCAGCGCUGUUGCGUUAAUUAAAUCAGCAAUCAAGCACAACAUACACAACAAAGUGUGGAUUGCAGGCGACAGUUGGUCCUUGAACAAGAACCUCCCCAGAUUGAGUGGAAUCAAGGCGAUUGGCACCAUCAUUGGAAUAACAGAGACAGUGAUGCCAUUACCUGGGUUUAAGGAUUUUGUCUAUUUGUCCCAAACACAAAGGAAUAAUAGGCCUUCAACCUGUGAACAAACACCAUCCAGACAAACAUGCAAUCAAGCUUGUGACCUCUGUAGUGAUGUGAGCCCAGAAGAGAUCAUCGGUGAAAACCCAUCAUAUUCUUUCGCAACUUACUCUGCCAUUUAUGCUAUGGCCCACGCGUUACAUAAUUUGUUACUAUGUGACAUUAAGGGAUGCAGUGACAAUGUAACUGUGUAUCCAUUUAUGCUUCUCCGAGAAUUAAAGAGGUCAAAUUUCACAAUAUUGAACCGGCAUAUUGAGUUUGACAGCAAUGGAGACCCGACAUCUACUUCUUAUGCUAUUGUUUUCUGGAACCAGAGUGGCCAGGCCGAGAAAGUUGGCUCUUAUGAAACUGAUCCAACACUUGACGUUCCCUUCUCUAUCAACAACACUCAAAUUCACUGGUAUGCUGACCAAGUGCCCGUCGCACGCUGUUCCCCUGAAUGUUCAGAAGGAUUUGCAAAGAAGAUAGAUGGACUCCAUCAAUGUUGUUUCCAGUGUAACGUCUGCCCUGGUAUGACUUAUGUCAACUACACAGACGACCCAUACAGCUGCAUCGACUGUAGGAAGACAGAGUGGUCCAAACCAGGAAGCACCUUUUGCACACAGCGUUCAGUGGAGUAUAUACUUUUCACAGACCCUAUUGCCAUCACACUCAUGUUUUCCACAGGCGUCCUGUUAGCGCUAACACUAGCCAUUGUCAUUCUUUUUGCACUGAACUAUGACAAGCCGGUUGUUAAGUCUGCCGGUGGGCCAAUGUGUUUCCUUCUUCUGGGCUGCUUGAGUGUAAGCAGUAUCAGUGUGUUCUUUUUCUUUGGGAAACCAACAGUGACCAAUUGUGCGUUGAGGUAUUUUCUAUUUUUGUUGUUCUAUACUGUCUGUUUAGGCUGUUUCGCUGUGCGCUCCUUUCAAAUAGUGUGCAUUUUCAAAAUGGCCACCAAGUUCCCUAAGAUUCACAGCUGGUGGGUGAAGCACAAUGGACAGUGGUGGCUCAUAGCCAUAGUCUUUGUUCUUCAGCUGUUGUUGCUUACAACAGUGUUCACUGCCAGCCCUCCCACACCAGUCAGUGACAUGACAUCAUACAGAGAUCAAAUAAUACUAAAGUGUGCCAUGACAAGAACAGUGAUCAUGUUCUUGUUAUUGACUAUAGUCUUGGCAAGUCUUUGCUUUAUUUUCUCAUACAUGGGGAAAGACCUGCCCAAAAACUACAAUGAGUCCAAAGCAAUCACCUUGUACCUGCUUUUCCUUAUACUUACAUGGAUCACUUUCUGUACAGCAAGCAUAUUAUACCAUGGUAAAUAUUUACAGUUAUUCAAUGCAAUGUCAGUGCUUUCCAGUUCAUACAGCAUCCUCUUCUGCUACUUUCUCCCGAAGUGCUACAUCAUUAUCUUUCAGCCGCAGAAAAAUACACAACAGCAUUUCCAAGGGAUCAUCCAACGUUAUACUCAAAACAUCAGUAGUAAGUAGUUGAAAAUAGUUCAUUUCAACUGUUUUACUGAAUCAAGGAAAUUAUUUUCUUGAUAGAAUUGUUUACCAGUAUUGAUUCAUCUUACCCCUUGACUUUUUCAACAUUUUGUUGUCUUACAGACUGAAUCUAUAAUGGAUUAAAUUGAGAUUUUGGGUCGCUGGCCUACACACAA